GUUGUGAGUGGACCAAAGGAGCCUUGCAAAAACCCACUUUAAAAGCCCAGCGAUGGAGCGGCUGAGUUAAAGAGACAAGAAGUAACCUUCUUUCACUCCAUGCUUACUCAGCCGCUUCCCAUCCCAAAGGAGGUUCAGAGAUGACUGGGGCUUGCUUGUUGCUCUUGCUUCUGAAGUUGUGCCAAGUCCAUCCAGAAGAGGAAAGGAAGAAUCCUGAAGGUUUUGAUGGCAGACAGGAAAGAAACAGUUCUUGGGCAAUGCAUGAAGACUGGAAACAACGGCUGCCCAAAAGCAUCAUCAUAGGUGUGCGGAAAGGGGGCACGCGGGCCUUGCUGGAGAUGCUAAGCUUGCACCCGCAGGUGGCAGCUGCCCAUUCUGAGGUACAUUUCUUCAAUGUGGAAGAGAACUACCACAAGGGACUGGACUGGUACCGACAGCAGAUGCCAGUUUCGAACCCUGAUCAAAUCACUGUGGAAAAGACCCCUGCUUACUUCUCUUCUCUCAAGGCCCCCGAGAGGAUCCAUGCUGUGGACAGCGCUAUGAAGCUCCUCCUGAUCGUGAGGGAUCCUGUGGAAAGGCUGGUGUCCGAUUAUACCCAGAUCCUCCACAACCGCAAGGCGCGCCACAAGCCUUAUCAGUCUCUGGAGCAGAUCCUCUGGAGAGGCCAGGAACUCAACACCAAGUACAAAGCCAUGCAACGCAGCCUCUAUGCUCUGCACCUGGCGCAAUGGCUGGAGUUCUUCCCUGCAACACAGAUACACAUUGUAGACGGGGGCGGCCUAAUCCGGGAGCCACUCCCCGAGAUGCGCCAAGUGGAACGUUUCUUGGGCCUGGAGCCCUACUUAGGGCCAGACAACUUUUACUUCAACCAGACAAAGGGCUUCUACUGCUUGCAGGCAAGAGGGCUUCAACAUUGCCUGGACCAGUCCAAAGGGCGACCCCAUCCCACGAUAGACGAAUUACUACUGGAACAGCUCUGCACAUACUUCAGUGCGCACAACGAGAACUUCUUUGCCAUGGUGGGACGGACAUUCAACUGGUGCUGA
Molecule: messenger RNA, 1046 nt
Organism: Sceloporus undulatus (fence lizard)
Lineage: Eukaryota; Metazoa; Chordata; Lepidosauria; Squamata; Phrynosomatidae
Product: heparan sulfate glucosamine 3-O-sulfotransferase 1-like
Exons: 1
Coding region: 141-1046 (301 amino acids)
Molecular function (GO): [heparan sulfate]-glucosamine 3-sulfotransferase activity
Source: RefSeq, a predicted model, not a curated record